GCGGCAUCAAAUUGAACAAAAAGUUUGACGCUGCUGAUUUCGCCAUUCCGCUGUACGGCCCGCGGGGGGCGGGGGGGGCGCUGCCAGCAGGGCUGGACGAGUGCAACGGGCACGUGGGCGACGGCAGCGCGGGCGAGCCGGCGUUCUACCACUACCACACCACCAGCACGGCGCCGUACACCGUGGCGUGCCUCAAGGGCUGCGUCUCCGCCUCGGACUGGAGCAACGUGGGAUCCGCCUCCUGCACCAAGGCCAGCCAGCAAUACGACUACUCAUCCCUCGCAGCCGUGCAGGCAGCAUAGCCUCUCUCGUGUUGUGCCAGCAGUGAAGCAUGCACCACCCACGAUCACUGGCUGCUGGGGCUGUUGCUGCUGGCUAAAUGGUUGUCUGCUGCGGUUAAAUGGUUGUUUGCUGCUGGCUUAGGGCGUAUUCCUAUGAACCGGGAUCAAAAUCAGACUCGUGCCCUACUGUGCCAUGCAAGUGUCGGAAUCGCGUUUCAUUGCAGUCCUGCGCGAGUCUGAUUCUGAUCUUGGUGCACUCGAUGACUUGGCUGCAUGUUUGCUGCCGAAUCACUGUCCGACGAUUGCCUUCCAGCGGUUACCAGCCAUGUGGAGUGUUUCCA
Messenger RNA from Closterium sp. NIES-67, 622 nucleotides. The record is from the annotation of a GenBank genome assembly. Lineage: Eukaryota; Viridiplantae; Streptophyta; Zygnematophyceae; Desmidiales; Closteriaceae.